UUGUGGAUUUAAAAGUUGACGGGACAAUGACCUUGGCUAAAAGUCCUCCUUCUCGGGGACUGUGAUGUGCUCUGAUGAUCAGAGGGGCCGUUAAGAUGCCUGCAGUGGUCAGGGGUCAUCAAAGGGCAGCUGUCCACUAUAAAAGACCUGUCUGCAGCUCCAUCUGCACACAACAUCAUUUGUGCCCGAGAGAAGCCAGAGGAAGGACAGACUGAGGCAAAUCUUUUUGGGUUUCAGCUAAAAUGGAGUGCAGAGGUCUUCUUGUUUUCUGCACGCUCUUUUUCUGCUCUUUAGGAGUCAUUUACUCAUCUCGGGCCCGCAGACAUCACACACACCUGGAGAACAGUUCAGCGUAUAUAAAUCAUUCAGCUAGUCAUCGUAUUAGAUACCCUUCAUACAUGAUGCAGCUGUACCGCUCCUUCAGUGCCGCCGACUCCAUCUCCUCAAUGGCUGUCAACACCUUCACAGCUCAAAGGGACCAACCUGCAGUUCACAACUCAGAUUCUGUCCUGAGUCUGAUGGCCAAAGGUUGCCAUCAAGCGGGUGACACAUGGACGGUCACAUUUGACAUGUCCUCUAUCUCUACCAGUCAGCUUGUCCAGCUUGCUGAGCUUCAAAUCCGACUCCCGGCUUUCUCUGCCUCCAAACGUGCCACUGUGGAUUUAUAUCACUCCCGGAAACAGAGCUGUGACCCGGACAGCACUUUGUGCGAGGUUGUCUUCUUGGGGAGCUUUGCCACAAAACCAAGUAUCACAAAGUCUUCCUGGAGGGUAUUCGAUGUGACCGCUCUCUUGAAAUACUGGCUCUAUCAGGGAGGUGAGGUGCUGAACCAAGAGUCUUCUGGGGAGCCUGAGAACAGCGAUGGGUGCAGUCAAGAUGUGGGCAACUGGGGAACAGUGCAAAGAAAAGUACAACAUCCAACCACAAAUCGGGUAAUGAUGGUUAUCUUCUCCAAACACAACAUGCCCCAGGAUGCCCCUGCAGCUUACAGUCUUAUUCACACUGUAGAGAACUCCAAGUAUCUAAAAGCCAACAGGGUCAAGAUUGACAAUCAAAGCAGACGCCACAAAAGGAACCGAUUGGGGGCCCUGAGAGUUAUUGACGGACCUGUACCUACCGUGGCCCCCGUAGUGGAGCAGGCUCAGGGGCCACUGUGUCGUAGGGUGGAUAUGUGGAUAGACUUUGACCACAUUGGCUGGGAUGAGUGGAUCAUCCAUCCUAAGCGCUACAAUGCCUAUCGCUGUGAGGGAGAGUGUCCGAUACCACUGGACGAGUCCUUCAACCCCACCAACCACGCCUACAUGCAGAGCCUGCUCAAACAUCACCACCCAGGAAGAGUGACUUGCCCUUCGUGCGUGCCAACGCGCCUCACCCCGCUCUCCAUGUUGUACUACGAGAACGACGACCUGACCCUGCGACACCACGAGGACAUGAUUGUUGAGGAGUGUGGUUGCCAUUGAAGCCAACCAAAAUUACCAAAUUACUAUCAAAUUAAACUUGAAUUAUUUUGUUUUUGUUCUCAUAUAAAUUGUAAUAAAAAAAUUGUAAUGAGCAUUUCUGGUCAUGACCGUCUACUGAAAGCCGUUUUCAGUGGGAAUAGAUUUAUUAGUAAUUUUCCACCAUUUCAUAUAUGUUAAAACAAUGUAAAUGUGAAUAUUAUGUCUA
Cyprinodon tularosa is the source of this 1665-nucleotide messenger RNA. It is a transcript of the gene spaw, whose product is annotated as southpaw. Gene Ontology annotation, biological process: BMP signaling pathway; SMAD protein signal transduction. Gene Ontology annotation, molecular function: growth factor activity; cytokine activity; type I activin receptor binding. The transcript has 3 exons. Gene Ontology annotation, cellular component: extracellular region. The record is from RefSeq and is a predicted model, not a curated record. Lineage: Eukaryota; Metazoa; Chordata; Actinopteri; Cyprinodontiformes; Cyprinodontidae. The coding region runs from base 243 to 1460 and encodes 405 amino acids.